AUGGGCGCUUUCUUCGAAGAAAUCCCAGAGUCCCAGAUUAAAUGGAUUCUGGAGCAGAAACUGUUCUACGUCGCCACUGCGCCCCUCUCAGCUAAAGGCCAUAUCAACGUCUCGCCCAAAGGUGGUCCGUACUUCGGCGUCGACAACCCCCGCACCUUCUGGUAUCAAGAACUCACCGGAAGUGGGAGCGAAACAAUGAGCCAUCUCUACGAGAAUGGCCGCAUCACCAUAAUGCUCACAGCCUUCACGGGCCCACCCCGCAUCCUCCGCCUCUGGGGCCACGGCACCGUCCUCGAACACGGCACGCCCGCCUUCUCCGCCUUCGUCGCCUCCCACCCCUCUAUCACCACCAUCCCCGGCACCCGCUCCAUCAUCAAAGUCGACAUCCACCAGGUCGGCACCUCGUGCGGCUUCUCCGUCCCCUACUUUGACUUUGUCGGGCACCGCGACAUCCUGAACGAGCACUUCCGCAAGAAGGACGCGAGAUUCCGCGCGGGGAAGGAGGGGGAGAGCAUGCCGCGCUACUGGGCGUACAAGAACGCGUGGAGUAUGGAUGGGUUGCCGGCCAUGAAGACGGGUUUGGAGGCUGCGAGGGAGCAUGGCGUCAAGCCCAUAAGGAAAAUGGUGGGGAGGGCGGGGGAGGAGUUGGCUUAUGCGUCCAAUAAGUACGGCGGGGGCCGGAAGGUGGCGAGUCUGGAGCAGCUGCUGUUGGUGGCGUUGGUGUGUUUGCUGAUGGGGGCGUUGGCGGCGGUGCAGGGUCCGGCUUUGGUCGGGCGGUUGCAGGCGGUGGCGAGGGAGGCGCCGAGGCCGAGCUUGAUGGCGUGGAGUGGGUAG
Messenger RNA from Cyphellophora europaea CBS 101466, 834 nucleotides. RefSeq lists its product as uncharacterized. The transcript has 3 exons. The record is from RefSeq and is a predicted model, not a curated record. NCBI's taxonomy places the organism in Eukaryota, Fungi, Ascomycota, Eurotiomycetes, Chaetothyriales, Cyphellophoraceae. Bases 1 to 834 code for a protein of 277 amino acids.